Messenger RNA from Passer domesticus (house sparrow), 549 nucleotides. RefSeq names its product C-C motif chemokine 3-like. NCBI's taxonomy places the organism in Eukaryota, Metazoa, Chordata, Aves, Passeriformes, Passeridae. The record is from RefSeq and is a predicted model, not a curated record. The transcript has 3 exons. Gene Ontology annotation, molecular function: chemokine activity. Bases 41 to 334 code for a protein of 97 amino acids. Gene Ontology annotation, biological process: immune response. Gene Ontology annotation, cellular component: extracellular region.
GGCCCCAGCACAGGCGGCUCAGCCACUGACACAGCCCGCCAUGGGGACAGCCACCAGGAUGCUCUGUGCCCUCCUCAUCCUCUCCACGCUGUGCUGGCACAGCCUGGCUCAGAGAGCUCCAGCCAUGCCGGACAAGUGCUGCUUCAACUUCCAGACCAGAAGGAUCAAGAGGGACAACGUGGUGGCCUGCUACCCCACCAGCCCCGAGUGCCCGCACCAGGCUGUGAUCUUCAAGGUGAGGAACGGGAAGGAGAUCUGCACCCAGGCCAGCAGGGCGUGGGUCAAGAGGUACCAGCAGAGCUUCCAGGUCAGCUCCUUCUCCAUCCCCAGCUAGUGGGGUGGCUGGGGACGGCGGGGACUGCUCCUCGUGGGGGACACCACCGAGGCAGAGGGGACAUUUCUGGAUGGAGCAGCUCACAAGGGACAUCCUCCUUGUCACGAUGACCCUCACCACCUCCCUGAAGGCAAAGGGCCUUUGCCAGCCCAGCAGGAUGGACUGCCCUGACCCUCUGUGGCCCGUGGAGAGGCUGCAGCAGGCGGGGGGUGGAG